This is a messenger RNA of Hippocampus comes (tiger tail seahorse), 2483 nucleotides long. It is a transcript of the gene nt5c3a, whose product is annotated as 5'-nucleotidase, cytosolic IIIA. Gene Ontology annotation, molecular function: magnesium ion binding; 5'-nucleotidase activity. Lineage: Eukaryota; Metazoa; Chordata; Actinopteri; Syngnathiformes; Syngnathidae. The record is from RefSeq and is a predicted model, not a curated record. The coding region runs from base 59 to 1054 and encodes 331 amino acids. The transcript is spliced from 8 exons. Gene Ontology annotation, cellular component: cytoplasm.
GGAACUUCACACGAGAGUUUCCUGUCGGCGACGGCGGCGGACCUCCGAGCGUACCGCCAUGGACCGGACUGCCGUCGUUAAAGUGGGUGCCGCAGCCAGCGCGAGCGUGUGCGCCCUGUUCGGCGGCGUGGUUCUGGCCCAGUACAUCGUGGCCAAGAAGAAACGAGCGGGAAAGAAGACGAGAAUCAUUGAAAUGAUGCCUCAGUUCGAGAAGAAGACGGUCCACAUGAGGGACCCCGAGAGGGUGGAGCAGAUCAUCUGUGGCCUCAUCAAGGGUGGAGCCUCCAAACUUCAGAUCAUCACUGACUUCGACAUGACGCUAAGCAAGUUUGCCAUCAAUGGCAAACGCUGUCCGACGUGCCACAACAUCAUCGACAACUGCAGCCUGGUGACGGAGGAGUGUCGCGAGAAGCUACUGCAGCUCAAGAACAAGUACUACCCCAUUGAGAUCGACCCACACCUCACCAUGGAGGAGAAGUACCCCUUCAUGGUUGAGUGGUAUUUCAAAUCUCACACACUUUUGGUGGAACAGAGGUUAGAGAAGGACAAACUGCCUCAAGUGGUGCGAGAGUCUGACGCUGCACUCAGGGAAGGCUUUGAGCAGUUCUUCGACCGCCUGCACCAGCACGACGUGCCCGUGUUCAUCUUCUCUGCCGGACUGGGGGACGUCCUGGAGGAGAUCAUUCGCCAGGCGGGUGUCUACCACCCCAACGUCAAGGUGGUGUCCAACUUUAUGGACUUUGACGACAACGGCGUCGUGCGAGGCUUCAAAGGGGAGCUGAUCCACGUGUACAACAAGCACGACGGCGCCCUUCGCAACACUGACUACUUCAAGCAGCUGAAGGAAAACUGUAACAUCAUCCUGAUGGGAGACUCGCUGGGCGACCUCAGCAUGGCUGACGGCGUACCCAACGUGGAAAACAUUCUCAAGGUCGGCUUCCUCAACGACAAGGUGGAGGAGCGUCUGGACAAAUACUUGGACUCUUACGACAUCGUCCUGGUAAAGGAUGAGACCCUGGAAGUGCCCAACUCUAUCCUCCAGAAGGUCCUAUAACUUGCUCCUCGUACCACUACCACUGGACCUCUUCUUUACCCCAACGCCUGCUUCCACACCUUUGUACGUGUCCGAUUGGACAUUUUUAAAUGUACAGCACUCUUCAACUUCUUUUUGGUCUUGUGUCAAACUCGCACUCUAUCUUGUGGACACCAGCGUCACAUCGCAGGACAGUGAACCCCCACAAAUUUGCAGUUGGGCAUUCGUGAAUUCACCUGUAAGGGGAUUUUAAAUUUUUUUUACUAAUCACCGUUAUGUUUUGAAACCCCCGCUAUGUCUUUUAUUCCAACCCAAUAAUCAAUUAAUCAUCAUGAAUGGAUUUUUAAUAUUCACAGUCGUGCUUGGCCCCGAACCCACUUGAAUAACGGGGGCUUGCUGUCUGGCAUCUAUCUAGGGUGGAUACGUCCCAAACCCACCCGCAAAAGGUAAACAUCUGCAAAAACAGCUUUUUCAACACACUCGGAGCAGCAACACAUCCAAAACUAGCAUAGAGAACAGGAAAACACUUCAAAGUAUUCCUGAGCGCCUGUUCUCACUCUCGUACUGUCAAGAAAUGGGAGGCUUUUGUAUAACAUCACUUUGAAGAAAGGAAAAGAAGGCUCCGCUGCUCGCACAGUUCCAUAAAUAGGAGGCAAACCCUGCUUGCUUCAACAGUAUAGUGACAACCUUUGCUUCACAAUCUGUGAUAUAGUAGUGGGGGCGUGAGUGAUGAACCCCGAUAUAGCGGGGGGACACUGUAUACAACGUUAUUUUUUCAGUAUGGGUGUCUUUGUGUACCGUAGAACACGUACGUACAUGUACUGGACCAGGAAGAAGCAAGCGGACAUUUGAACAUGAUUAUCAUGGAAAUGCCAGUGGAGGUCCCUGAUUCAUUUUGGGAGGAUGUGAUUUGAGGAAAUGCACUUUAAAAUAGGCGUGAAUAUCUUUAGUGGAUGUGUGCACAUGUUUUAGUCAGUGGACGUAUGAUGUAUAAAACAAACAAAGAAAAAAAGCCAUGUUUAACUUUCAUUCAAGCCUUUUAAAGCCCGCUCUGCUUAGAAAAAGAAUCACUUUAUUCUCCAUCUUCUCGUUUGCUUGAGAAUGGUCAGAGCUCCGUGCUACGCUGAAACAGAAAAUCACACCAAAGUGAGUGUUUUACAUGGCGGAAAUGUCACUGGUCCCCUCACCCCCAUUUUUUCCUCAACAUCUCUAAUGUGUUUUACAUGUGCUGCUAUCACCUGCAUGUUGCCUUUUCUCAACAAAGAAAUGGAAGGAAACAAAUCUAUUUCGAUAUAUAUAAUUGAAACAGGGAAUAAUGUCAUUCUGUGUCUGUGGACCUUGUGUGGAAAUGUUUCCAAAAGUAGAAUCCUGUGUUUUAUUUUUCUAAGCAGAUUUUUUUUCUCUGUGAUCAUAUGAAUUGGAAAAGAAAUACAGCAUUGUAUUAUAAUGA